CGUACAGUAGUAACAUUAAGGCCAGAGUCAGACAAACUCAGUUCGUAUUCGCACCGACAUUUUAUACUCUCGUGUUGAAAGCAAAAAAAAAAAAAAGAAAAGAAAAGAAAUUCAAUGUCAACAGAUUUACUUUUCUCUAAAGUAAUCUGCAAUUAUAUUUAAAGAGUUGAUAAAUAAUUUGUUUUGAUAAAAGAAAAUAUUUCUUUUCACAAAGACAUCGCGUUUGUUAAUUAUGGAAAUGUAGAAUUUGUUGCCGGUGUAACACGUGCAACAAAUCCCAAAGAAACAAUGUCGCGAAAGAUGGAGACGCUUGCUUUGGUAAAAAAUAUUGCCAAGCACAAACAUACAUCAAAGAACCCCAGGUGAUCUUGGGUGGGUAGAAAAUUCUUAAAUUUCUUCCGAAGAGAGUCAUCACACUCAAUAGACAAAAUGGAAGAAUCUCAAAGUUACGAGGAUCCUGACAUUCGUGAUCAGUCAUCCAAGCACGUUAUUCGUAAACUAUUUGACAUGAUACCAGCUCGUGUAGUUCUUUAUUUGCUGUCGUUUACUGGAUUUCUCGUCUCCUUUAUGAUGAGAAUGGACAUAAAUAUUGCAAUUGUGGCUAUGGUAAAAGAUUCAAAUUCAGAGGACGAUAGCACAAGACCACCUUUAUGUUAUCCAUCAUCUAAUAUUUCUUUCACUCUUGAUAAUAGUAAUUCAACGAAGAAAAUUCCCAAGGAUGUCGCUGGAGAAUUAGACUGGAGUCCAGCAGUUCAAACCACUAUCAUAAGUACUUUUUAUUGGUGCUAUAUUCUAUCCCAAGUAGUUGGUGGAGUUUUGACACAAUAUUUUGGCACAAAAACAGUUUUUGGUGGAUCGCAAUUGCUUACUGCAAUUUGUAGUCUACUUAUACCAGUCGCAACAGAAUUUCAUUACGGAGCAAUGAUAGCACUUAGGAGUAUACAAGGAGCUGCCAGUGGACUAACUUGGCCUGCCAUGUACGCAAUUGUUGGACAUUGGAUACCACCCGUAGAACGUUCUCGUUUCAUGUCUUCCUUUCAAGGGUUCAGCAUCGGGAUCGGAUUGACCUAUCCACUUUGCGGAUUUCUCAUUGCCCACUUUGGAUGGCGAACCGUCUUCUACACUACGGGAACAAUUGGCGUUAUUUGGUGUAUCUUCUGGUUCUUUCUCGCCUUCGACACUCCAGCCUCGCAUCCAAGGAUAUCCCAACAAGAACUUCAAUACAUCCAAGGAAGCGUCAGUUCUCAGGUCAUCGGUGAAAGCCAGGACCUGCCAGUUCCAUGGAAGUCAAUCCUCACGUCGUGGCCUGCUUGGUCCAUUGGGAUCACAACAUUUGGAAGGAUAUGGGUGCACUACAUCUUCAUCAUUCCUGGACCAAAAUACAUGAAAACCGUUCUAGGUUUUAGUAUUCAAGCUAAUGGUAUUUUAAGUGGAGCUCCUUUUAUCUGCAGUUACUUAAGUUCAGUAGUCUUCUGUUAUAUUGCAGACUUGCUAGUUAGGAGGCAAUUAAUGACCUUAACUAAUGUUCGAAAAAUAUUUACUGCUCUUUCGCAAAUUGUUCCAGGGAUCUUAGUAAUUCUAAUAGGGUACUUAGGUUGUGACAUUAUUUUAGCGCUUAUUGUUUGGUUUAUUGCUGUUACUUUAAUAACAGCAUCUUAUGCUGGUGCAAUGGCUAAUAUUGUGGAUAUUGCACCAAACUUUGCGGGUCCCGUUCUUGCAUUUGCACAGACAAUUCAUAUGACAGCUAGUUUCUUGUCACCAUUAGCAGCAGGUUUUAUAAUUAAAGACAGUUAUUCUUUGGACGCUUGGAGGACAGUUUUUGGUGUCACUGCUGUGAUAGCUUGUGGCACAUAUGUCGUGUAUCAAAUUUUCGGUACAGCCGACAUUCAAGCGUGGAAUUAUCCCGAUCAAAAAUUCCCUCCAUCAGUACAAGAAGAUUGGCAACCACUAAAGGAAUCUCCUAGUAAAAAUGAAAAAAUCGUUUCAAAUCGAUCAAAUUUGUCCAAAGAUUGAAUUAAGAAUGAAAAUCGAUUAAUCAUACGCGUAAAGCGUAAUUCAUCCAGAAUCGAAUAUUAAAAUUAAUUUUAUUAUGAACGCUCAGUAUCGAAUUAGAAGACAUUUUAAAAACUCAUUUGUUAAUACUAAACACUUUAGGAUAUAAGAAAAUGAAAAUAUUUUUCCGCUAUUUGUUGUGAAAAAUGUUUCAAUGUAAAUCAGAGUUAAUUUUUAUAAUUGACUUUUAAUUUUAACAUAUUUUAAUAUUUCGUUAUAUAGAUGAAAAUAUUUCUUGUAAUCUUUUAUCAUUCCAUGGUGAAUAAUUUACGACACUGGAGAACCAAAUAAUGUGUAAUUAAUAUUUGCAAUUAUGUUAAAAAAAUUUUUUUUUUUAAUAAAAAAGUAUUAGAUAGUUUUUGAAUAUAUAAUAUUAAGAAUUUGAAAAUUUUAGAAAAUAAUUGCAAAAUUAUUAGUUCGCACACUUUGCAAUUUACUUUAAGCACAACUGAAAAAUUUAUAAAGACAACUGUGAAAAAUAACUAAUUAUUUAGGAUAAAAAAUUAAUUCCAAUUCUGACAUUAAUAAAACUAUUCGCAUGUUAGAAAGUAAAAAAAAGUAUUUGAUACACGAUAACAAAUUUUAAAAAUCAUAAAAUUAAAAUGGGUGACAGGAAUUUCGAUUCUAAAUAUUAUUUCAUUAAAUAAUUUUUUUUUUAAUUUCUUUCACUUACUGUAUUUAAGAAUAAAAAAAAAUUUAAUUUUUAUCUAUAAAUAUCAAACGGCGAUAUCGUGUUCUAGUAUCAAAAACUUUUUUUUUUUUUAGAAAGAAAUGAAAUCCGAAAAGAACAAUAUUAAAUCAAAAAGUAAUUUAUCAGUGUACUUACAUGACAAUGUAGUGAAAUGAAACAAAAAUUAGUAAUAUCUUCUGUAUUUUAAAUAAUAUAAUAGGACCGAGUAUAAAUAAAAUAAAAAAAUAAAAUUGAUGACAAAAAAAAAAUAAUCUUAUAUGACAGAUAAUAUAAAACUAAUCUCUUGAGUGCCUUCCAAAAUCUCAGAACGAUAGUAAACAAUUUGCGAAUUGUAAAACCUUGUAUGAAAAAUAAUUCCCGUUUUCAUUUUAUUCGUUCAGGUUUAUUAUUUCUGAAGCUUUGGAAUUGCAAAUUACAAAUAGAACAAUAGACGUAAGAUUGACAAAUAUGUUCACAUUUUAAAGACAUAUGAGAAAAUCAUUCUUUUACUAUAUUAUAUUUACUUUUGACAUUUCUUUUCAUUUAUUAUUAUUAUAUAUUAAAAAUAUUGAAAUAUUGUAACAAAACUCUAUUCUUGAAUUCAUGUAAAGAGAAAAAAUUUACUUUAAAAAAAUAAUUUUUCUUUUAUAUCAGCAUUUAAAAAAAUAUUUCUUUUUAGAAUUAAUAAAAUUUACAAUUAAACAUAAAACAAUAAUUAUAAUAAUAAAAUAUAUUAAAUAAUUUUUUUUUAACGCACAUUUAUUUUAAAGUAAAUUUUUUCUUCUCUGAAUAUAAUUAUUGUGAAUUUACUGAUUUUUAUAAAUAACUCUUUGCGGCGCUGAAGCCAUUUAUGAAUGAGUUUUCUUAAUAUUAUACACGUAUUAUUUUUGGAGUCGAAUUACGAAUCUGAAGUCAAAAUUUUUAAAUUGUACAAUUUCAAACUGUUUUGUCCAAAUAUAAAAAAAAAAAUGUUUGUGAUUUUACUUCAGAUUCUGUAAAAUCAUUUCGUUAUGAAAUGACUAAAUGGUUUCAAAAUUGCGAAUUGUGAAGUAUUUUUUAAUGAUUUAUUAGAGUUUUUGAGUAAGUGUGGUGCCGCAAAGAGUGGGUGAAGAAAAUAGCUUUAAGAAUAAUUUAAUUUUUUUUUAAAUUUUUCUGUAUUUAUAGAAUAUAAAUGUAUACACAUUAAAUAACAAAUUAUAUGACA
Molecule: messenger RNA, 3926 nt
Organism: Leptopilina heterotoma
Lineage: Eukaryota; Metazoa; Arthropoda; Insecta; Hymenoptera; Figitidae
Product: sialin-like
Exons: 12
Coding region: 430-2013 (527 amino acids)
Biological process (GO): transmembrane transport; monoatomic anion transport
Cellular component (GO): plasma membrane
Molecular function (GO): transmembrane transporter activity
Source: RefSeq, a predicted model, not a curated record